Molecule: messenger RNA, 2280 nt
Organism: Penicillium longicatenatum
Lineage: Eukaryota; Fungi; Ascomycota; Eurotiomycetes; Eurotiales; Aspergillaceae
Product: threonine/serine exporter family protein
Exons: 1
Coding region: 1-2280 (759 amino acids)
Biological process (GO): transmembrane transport
Molecular function (GO): transmembrane transporter activity
Source: RefSeq, a predicted model, not a curated record
AUGCCUGAACUAUCCGAUCCCCAGGAGAAAGCUCCUUCAUCUCCUCAUCAACCCUCGUUAGACUCCACACAAGGCGACGAAGAAAGUACUCAUAACCACGCCGACAUCCCACAAAUAGCCAUUCGCGAUGAAGUCAGUGAACAACCAAGCACGUCGAGUUUCAGCCAACGGUGGAGAUCCGCUAGCCAACGCAUCCGAGACCGAAGCUAUACAAUAGCCGAGCGGCUGGGCCGCCCCCAUGAAAGAGACGAAGAUGGAUUGGAAGGUGCAGGCUUCUCCACGGAGUACUUAGGAGCAACAGACGACAUCCGAAGUUUUGCAGCGCGCCAAGCCCACGACGAGGAGGAAAGGUUGAACGCCAAUGACCACGACGCCCAGGCUCAACUUUUAGUCCGGCAUCUUGGGUUACCGGGGACUCAUCAUCAUCAUCGACGAAAUGCAUCAUCGGAACUCCCCUCGGGUACGACAACACCCGGGGAUAUGAGUGAAUCAACUCCAUUGAACGGGAGCGUGCUCUCGCAGUUGCUACGUGUCUAUGCCAAUAAUCUAGAAAGUGCAAGCAGGAUGAGUGUUGCAACAACUUCUUUCGAGACGGAUCCUGAUACGGAGACUAUCCCGUCUAAAACCCCUGGUACGGCAACACCCAGUGGUACACCCGGUGGCACACCCGGUGGAACACCGCCACCGGGAAAGAAAGAAAAAGUCAAGUGGUAUAACAACGGAGAGCCGAAUGAAGCAGGUAGCAAAAAUGGCAGCAAGUUCAAUCUGCCGUUGAAGACUCCAGCUAAGAAGAAGAGGGAAUCGAAUCACGCUUAUACCUCCUCGCUGAUCUCGGCCUCGAUGGGCAUGGGUCGGGUUGGAGUGCCCGCAGCUGAAGGGCCUGCACCUAUGAAUCCGAAGGAGAGAAAGAAGCAGAAGCGGAAGAGCCAGAAGAAUGUUAAGCUGACGGUGCAUAUUGCUGCUAUCUUGGCGCGGCAACAGUAUAUCAUGCAACUGUGCCGCGCAUUGAUGAAAUACGGUGCGCCGACGCAUCGAUUGGAGGAGUAUAUGAUGAUGACUUCCAACGUACUAGAAGUGAAUGCUCAGUUCAUGUACAUUCCGGGUUGUAUGUUCAUGUCCUUUGAUGACCCACUCACACGCACUGCUGAGGUGAAGAUUAUUCGCGUUAUUCAGGGAUUGGAUCUCUCUCGUCUGGCUGAAACACACAAUGUGUACAAGAAUGUGGUGCAUGAUAUUGUCAGCGUGGAGCAAGCCACACAGGAUCUUGACGAGAUCAUGCAGCGCAAGCCACGAUAUGGACGCUGGAUGCGAGUUCUCCUGACCGGUCUAGCUAGUGUUGCUGUUGGUCCUUACUCAUUCGGCGCCCGCCCCAUUGACCUUCCCAUUAUCUUCUUCUUAGGCUGUCUUGUCGGAAUUAUGCAGCAUAUCCUGGCUCCAUCGUCGGCUACCUAUUCCAAUGUGCUUGAGGUGUCCGCAGCCAUCUUGACCUCGUUCCUCUCGCGUGCGUUUGGAAGUAUCCAACACAACGGUGAACGAGUCUUCUGUUUCCCUGCCAUGGCAGAAUCCUCCAUCGCCAUGCUUCUUCCUGGUUUUGCUGUGCUGAGUAGUAGUCUGGAACUUCAAUCGCAUCAGAUGAACGCCGGUUCAAUCCGCUUGGUCUAUACAAUCAUCUACUCCCUCUUCCUUGGAUAUGGUGUCACAGUCGGCACCACGAUCUACGGAUUGAUGGAUCACAAUGCUACAGAUCAGCAGACCUGUUCUGGCGCGAGCGAAGACUGGGGCAACGAGUAUAUCCAGCACUUCCCCUUCGUCGCACUCUUCUGUCUCUUCGCCGCCCUCCUCAACCAGUCCAAGGCUAAACAGCUGCCUGUGACGGUCUUUUUGGGAGUCUGCGGCUACGUAACCAAUUACUUCAGUACUAAAAAGCUCGGCUCCAACCAAGUCGCCAAUACAGUCGGUGCCUUCACUAUUGGCCUACUGGCUAAUUUGUACAGCCGUAUAUGGCAUGGUCAUGCCGCCGCUGCUAUCAUCCCGGGUAUCUUCACUCUGGUGCCAUCUGGUCUGGCAUCUUCCGGGUCGAUUAUUUCCGGCUUGCAAUAUGCCGAAGAGGUCGCUAAUGGGACCGCCUCCACCGCAAGCAGUGCCACUAAUGAAAGCUCGCUGACUUCCUUGGGCUAUGGAAUGAUCCAAACGGCCAUUGGUAUUUCCGUGGGUCUGUUCGUCGCUGCACUGAUUGUGUAUCCUCAAGGAAAGAAGCGAAGUGCUAUUUUCAGUCUGUAA